Molecule: messenger RNA, 4705 nt
Organism: Oryctolagus cuniculus (rabbit)
Lineage: Eukaryota; Metazoa; Chordata; Mammalia; Lagomorpha; Leporidae
Source: RefSeq, a predicted model, not a curated record
CUCUUUAAUAUUUCAAUUUCAUGGGAAACAUUUUAAUUCAUGUCACAUAUAGAUUGCUUGAAUUCAUGAAUUUGCCCCUCAUUACUUCUAAAUAAUCCUACAAUCAGUUUUAUGAAACUGGUUACUGGCAUUUCAUCAGACUUUCCAUCUUCACAUUCUAGUAUUGAAGUAUUGUGUUCCUUUGGGGGUGUCAUGUAGUCUUCCCUAUUUGAUUCUAGAUUUUCUUUGUUUAUUUUAAGCAUUUGUGGAGAUAUUUGUUGCUGGUGCUUGUUUCUCUUGGUGGCUUUUAUCUUUGGACUAUGCCUCUGUGGCACAGUGUAGUGUCUGCUCUUUCAGAGGUCUGUGCUGGGUGUUGCCAGAAAGCUCCAUUCAGUGCUCCAGAGUGAGGGGAAUGUCCAGAGUGACACCCAAGAUGAAUGUGGCAAAUGUCAAUCUUUUUUUUUUAUUAGUGUUGAGAGUUUGAUGAGCUCUGUUGGCAUAGUUUCAUGCUCACCUCCUCUCCUCCAAGGUAAAAAUGCAGGUGCUAUCCCCAAUGGGUGCAAUAUUCAUCCAUGCUGCCACAUGAAACAGAAAAAGGAUCCAUGCAGUCUUUAAUGUAAGCACAGAUCCCUCAGUAAUGGCCUUCCCAAAGCAAUCAAUGAGCCUGGAGUGUGUGGACCUGCCCACUGCAACUCCCCAGAGACCCAGCCACACCCUGCACCCUCCCACACUGACACAGUUUUUUUCACAGUCCUUGCACACAAGGCUCCCACAGUCAUGGGUGUCCAGUCACCUGUCAAUUCUCCCAGCUAGACACAGGCAUCUCCUCUUGGGUGGUUGCUGGGUGUACAGACACAAGCUGAUGCAGCUGUUACCUAUGAUCAAAUGACACCCACCCUCUCAGCUAAUUACAGGACACCAUGGUUUGGUGGUCAGGAGGAGAGAGAAACAGCCUCCUUUGUUUUCCUUUAAGUUGGCAGGUACACUGUCCCCCACAGGGCUCCAAGCCAGACUCAUGUCUACACACAGCUUUAUGGCUGGUGGCUUAGGCUGCCGUAGUUUAUUCUCACCUCAUUCCCCUCCAAAGGUGUUGCUGAGGCUCUUGGCUGCUGGGGGCCUGUGUUGUGUCUGUGUUCAUGCUGCAUGUCCACACCCUCCACUUAGAUCUACAGUGUCCUUCUAACUCCUGUGGAGUUUCCACUGCAGUUUUCUUCCUAACUGCUCCCUGAGAUUGCACUCUCUCCAUGUUUUUUAACUGUCUUCCCUUUGACUAUAGCAGUUAUCUUUCCAUUCUGCCACCUUGGUAUCUCUUGGAUGUCUCUUUAAAAUAUAUGCUUUGGAAUGAUUUUCUCCCAGACUGUGUAAUCCCUUCUCAUUCUCUUAACUGUCUUUUGGAGAGAAGUUUUAAAUUUUGAUGAAGACCAAUUGGUCAGUUUUUAUUUUGUGGAUCAUGUUUUUGGUGUUGUAUCUAGAAAACUUUAAUACAGGCCAUAGAGUAUUCUCCUGAAAUUUUAUUGAUUUUGAGUUUUGCAUUUAUUUCUCUGGUUUUUGAUAUGAUGAGACUUACAUACUGAGGUUAAUUUUUCAAUCAAUCAACCACCAUUUUUUGAAAAUACUAUCCUGCGUGGCUGAUUUCCCUUUCUAUCUUUGUUGUCUAUUUGUGUGGGUAUAUACUUUGAUUCUUGAUUCUUUGUUAUUCUUUUGAUUGUUUUAUUGAUUUAUUUUUACUUAUGUCUGUCCUAAAAAGUCUUGACAUCAACUCAUGUUUGCCCUUCAACUUUGUUCUUGUAUCAAAGUUGUUUGGAUUUUGGAAUUCCUUUAUAUUUCCACAUGAAUUUUAGAAACAACUCCCAAUUUCUACCAAAAUUUUCUUAAAGCUGACUGAAAUUUUUGGUUGAGAUUGCAUUGAAUUUGUACUCCAUUUUGUCGGAGAACUGACAUCCUAACAGUAUUGAGUCUUCCAACCCACAAAGAAAAUAAAGCUAGUUUUUGAAAUAUCUGUGUGUGUAAGAAGCCCCUCCAUUAUACACAAAAGAAAAAAUAACAGAUAAAACAAUCUCUGCUUUGAGAUUAUUCUUCUGGAGUAUUUGAUGUUGGUGUACUCUGUCACCCAUCUUUCAAACAAACAGCAUGUGUCUUUAAAAAAAAUCUUUGCAGUCUGGGACCAAAUUCAUUCCAUUCUUUCCUCACAAUGAUCUCAAGACCACCAGAAUCUGUGGUUGCCAUGGACAUGGAACUCUUAUUCUUUCAUUGGCAUGUUCGCAGCCAAAGGCGUAGGACAUGGUGAUUAUGGAUCGAAUUUAACCGCAUGGCGAUAUGAAGAGAUUCAAAAAGAAUCGUCAGUAUCGCUGGUUCUCUAAAAAGAAAAAUACUGAUAUGGAUGAUAAUCCGUUGACAGACAUUUUGGUUGUCCCUAACCAGAAUGUCAAUAAUAGCCCUGCUCUAAAUGAAGCAGUAUCCACUCAUGGCGGAGUCGAAAAUGAAAGCCCAAACCAGGGUAAACUGAACUCUGUCACUAUGGAAGACCCUAAUGAAUGGGAUGAUAAUCCGUUGACAGACAUUUUGGUUGUCCCUAACCAGAAUGUCAAUAAUAGCCCUGCUCUAAAUGAAGCAGUAUCCACUCAUGGCGGAGUCGAAAAUGAAAGCCCAAACCAGGGUAAACUGAACUCUGUCACUAUGGAAGACCCUAAUGAAUGGGAUGAUAAUCCGUUGACAGACAUUUUGGUUGUCCCUAACCAGAAUGUCAAUAAUAGCCCUGCUCUAAAUGAAGCAGUAUCCACUCAUGGCGGAGUCGAAAAUGAAAGCCCAAACCAGGGUAAACUGAACUCUGUCACUAUGGAAGACCCUAAUGAAUGGGAUGAUAAUCCGUUGACAGACAUUUUGGUUGUCCCUAACCAGAAUGUCAAUAAUAGCCCUGCUCUAAAUGAAGCAGUAUCCACUCAUGGCGGAGUCGAAAAUGAAAGCCCAAACCAGGGUAAACUGAACUCUGUCACUAUGGAAGACCCUAAUGAAUGCUCACAGCCAAAAGAAUCGACAUCCAUUACUUAUGUGGAAUCCAUCAAUGACAAGUCACACUCAGGAGAAUCAACAUCUAGUAUAUAUGUGGAAUCCAUCAGUGACAACUCACAGCCAAAGGAAUCAACAUCCAUUACUUUUGUGGAAUCCAUCAAUGACAACUCACAGCCAAAGGAAUCAACAUCCAUUACUUUUGUGGAAUCCAUCAAUGACAAACCAAAUACAGAAGAAUUGACAUAUGAAAAUUAUGAGGAAGCACCCAGUACCAUGACUUCAAUAUAUGAAUAUGGAUCACUACAUGUUGAUGGAGCUACAAGUGAAGUUACUGCCCAGUCAGACUUGAAAACAUCCCCAAGUGAACGCAUCAGUGUAAGCACUCCAUUAAGUCAGUCAACAGUAAUAUCUGUUGAUGAAGACGUCGAUGAAACCAGCAAGAUGAAGAACACUACUCGUUUAAUUGUAUCAGCCUUUGCAUUCAGAGUAUUUGGAAUCCUGCUCAUCUUUGUGGACAUAUUUCUCAUCAUGUCAGAUGUAAUUUUCAAUGAUAACAAAAUAGUUUUCGAAUGCCAUUCAAUUUCUUUGGCUAUUGCAUUAUUUUUUUUCUUUGAUGUUCUACUCAGAGUGUAUGUUGAGGGGAGGAAGACAUAUUUUACUGAUCUAUUUAACAUCUUAGAUGCUGUCAUUAUUGCAAUAACUCUCUUGAUCGAUACCAUUUACUUCUUUUUUGACCUAAGAUUUCUGAAAGACGUACCAAGGGUGGCCGUUCUGCUUCGACCUCUACGCCUUAUAAUUUUGGUAAGAGUUUUCCAUCUGGCUUACCAAAACAGACAACUCCAAAAGCUGACCAGAAGACUGGUUUCAGAAAACAAAAGGCGAUACAGGAGAGAUGGAUUUGACCUAGAUCUCACUUACAUAACUGAUCGCAUUAUCGCCAUGUCAUUUCCAUCUUCUGGAAAGCAGUCUUUCUACAGGAAUCCAAUUAAGGAAGUUGUGAGGUUCCUGGAUACCAAACAUCGAAACCAUUACCGAGUCUACAAUCUAUGCAGUGAAAGAGCUUAUAAUCCUGAACAUUUUCAUAACAGAGUCCAAAGAAUCAUGAUUGAUGAUCAUAAUGUCCCUACUCUCAGCGAGAUGGUGGUAUUCUCCAAAGAAGUAAAUAUGUGGCUGGCUCAAGACAAGAAGAACGUAGUAGUGAUUCACUGCAAAGGCGGCAAAGGAAGAACUGGGACAAUGGUCUGUGCUUGCCUCAUUGGUAAUCAGAUCUUUGGUACUGCAAAGGAAAGUCUUGCUUAUUUUGCAAGUCGACGUACUGAUCACACCAUCAGUAGUAAAUUCCAAGGAAUUGAAACUCCCUCCCAAAGUAGAUAUGUUGGAUAUUUUGAGAAUGUGAAAAAUCUCUGCAACUGGACUCUCCCGCCAAAAAAAAUCCUCACGCCAUACAAAAUUAUCAUUUAUUCAAUUCAUAAUGUUGGAAAAGGCGAUGGAAGUGACCUAAAAAUUCAAAUAACUACAAAACAACAGACAGUCUUUUCAUGUUCAUCUUCUAAAAACUGCAAGAUAUUUCACGAUGUCGAAACUGACAAAGUCAUUAUUGAAUUGUUGAACUGUCCAAUCCUAUAUGACGACGUUAAAGUCAGAUUUCUCUCUCGGGUAAGUAAUCAAGAAAUUACUUCUGCUGUUGUACUUGUUUGCUCUUUUGAUUGAUUUUGAU